AUCACGCAGUCGGACGGGCGCUGGGCCCUGCAGUCGGCCCCGCACCGGCGCUUCUUCGGGGGGCGCCAGGAUCAGCUCUCCUGUUUCGCCCCCAGCGUGACGGAGGGGGAGCUCUGGACCGUGCACUUGGCCAUGCACCCCCAGGCCAACCUGCUGAGCAUCAGCCGCCGCCGCUACGCCCACCUCAGCGCCCAGGAGGAUGAAAUUGCCACCGACAGCAACCUGCCCUGGGGGGUGGAUGCUCUCAUCACCCUCUGCUUCCAGGACAAGAAGUACAGCCUGCGCACGGCUGACGAGCGCUACCUGCGCUGCGAUGGGGCCCUGGUGCCCGAGCCCGGCGCCGGCACCGGGUACACCCUCGAGUUCAAGGCUGGCAAGUUGGCUUUCAAGGACUGCGACGGGAAAUACCUGGCGCCCACCGGACCCACCGGCACCCUCAAAUCUGGCCGCAGCUCCAAGCCAGGCAAGGAUGAACUCUUUGACCUGGAGGAGAGUCACCCACAGGUGGUCUUCACAGCUGCCAAUGGAAGAUACGUCUCUAUCCGGCAGGGCGUCAACGUUUCGGCGAACCAGGACGAGGAGCUGAACCAUGAGACCUUCCAGCUCCAGAUUGAUCGUGACACCAACAAGUGCAGCCUGCACACCGACACUGGCAGCUACUGGACUCUGGUGGCCCAUGGGGGCAUCCAGGCUGUGGCCACUGAAGUCGCUGCCAACACCAUGUUUGACAUCGAGUGGGGGCUGCUGUGGGUCCACCUGGACCCUGCUGAUGGCCCCUGGGGGCUCUCUGCAGGCCAGGGGGGCAAGUUCUGGUACGUGGCGAGCAGUGGGUCGGUGUGCAGCGACGGGGACCUCUCCGAGGAUUUUUUCUUCGAAUUCCGGGAGCGCGGCCGUGUUGCCAUCAAAGCCAAGAACGGCCGGUACCUGCGCGGGGACCCGGCCGGCACCCUGCGGGCUGACAGCGAGUCCGUGCUGCGGGCCACGCUCUGGGAGUACUGA
Chaetura pelagica (chimney swift) is the source of this 999-nucleotide messenger RNA. It is a transcript of the gene FSCN2, whose product is annotated as fascin actin-bundling protein 2, retinal. NCBI's taxonomy places the organism in Eukaryota, Metazoa, Chordata, Aves, Apodiformes, Apodidae. Gene Ontology annotation, cellular component: cytoplasm; actin cytoskeleton. The record is from RefSeq and is a predicted model, not a curated record. Gene Ontology annotation, biological process: cell migration; establishment or maintenance of cell polarity; actin filament bundle assembly. The annotation marks the transcript as partial. The transcript has 4 exons. Gene Ontology annotation, molecular function: actin filament binding; protein-macromolecule adaptor activity.